GCGCGGUGAUGUUGUUAAGAAAGCGAUCAAGAUUCCCGUUUACCCCCUUCUGCUGACACUACAGAGUCUCUUCAUUCGUAAGUAGGGCUGUCAGAGACACGCUUCUUUAGGGCCAGCUUUAUAACAAACAGGACUGACUGUGCGCAAAGCAGCCGGCGCAGCUCGGAUUCAUUGUGCGCUCUGCUGGCUCUGUGUCACUACCAUGGACUCGUUGUGAGAGAGGAGACAAAGACUUUGGAAUAUAUAUAUGUUUAGAAUUUGGCUUUUUGUCAGUUUCUCCAAUGCAAAAGAAAAUAUGUGGCAAAGCUUCGCCUUUUUCCUCAUCGCUUUGCUUGGGUUGUGUUCAUGUUCAAGUUUCCCAAGUAAUAUCAACAUAGGAGGUUUGUUUCCAACCGACUCCCACGAAUAUGAUGUUUUCCGCUUCGCGCUCUCUCAACACAAUGAUGUUCCUAAACUGGUACCUCAGGUGGACAUGGUGGACACGGGAAGCAGCUUUGCCAUGACAUAUGCCUUUUGUUCACAGUUCUCCAAAGGAGUCUACGCCAUCAUUGGUCUUUAUGACAGGAAGACCAUGAAUAUGCUCAUGUCAUUCUGCGGCGCUCUGCAUGUGUGCUUCGUCACGCCCAGCUUCCCCAUCGAUACAAACAACCAGUUUGUGAUCCAGCUGAGACCAGAGCUCCAGGAUGCUCUGAUUGCCCUUGUUGAGCACCACAAGUGGACUAAGUUUGUCUACAUGUACAGCUCAGACUCAGGUUUGACUGUGCUGCAGAAGAUUUUGGACACGGCUGCUGAGAAGACCUGGCAGGUGACAUCCAUCAACUUUGACACACUGACGGAAGAAGCAUUCUUAAAAGCCAUCCAAGAUCUGGAAAAUAAGAAGGAUUACAAGAUUAUUCUGGAUUGUGAGCUGGAGAGACUCAAUUCCAUCUUAAACUUGAUUGCUGCACAAAAAAAGAACUUGAAGAACUACCACUACAUACUGGUAAACCUGGGAUUUCUUGAUCUUAAUCUAACUGAAUUCAGGAAGGGAGGUGCCAAUGUGACAGGCUUUCAGCUCAUGAACUACACAGACCCCACUGUCAGCAGGACAAUACAGGACUGGCUAGAGUUUGACAGUAAAGACUUGAAAAUUCCCAAAAGGAGGCUCAAGUACACUGGAGCGCUCACAUAUGACGGGGUGACUGUCAUGGCCACCGCCUUCCAGAACCUGAGAAAGCAACGCAUUGAUAUCUCUCGUAGGGGGAAUGCAGGAGAAUGUCUCGCUAACCCGCCUGCACCCUGGGGACAAGGCAUUGACAUUCAAAGAGCCUUACAGCAGGUACAGUUUGAAGGACUAACGGGACAUGUUCAGUUUAAUGACAAAGGGCAUCGGACGAACUUCACUGUCAGCGUGAUGGAGUUUGGUCCAGGCGGACCCAAGAAAGUGGGCUACUGGAAUGAGCGUGAGAAAUACGUGAGCACAGCUGCCUAUAGCAACAUACUCAAUGAGACAUUUGGACUGCAAAACAGGACCUAUAUUGUCACCACCAUCCUUGAAUCUCCCUAUGUGAUGCUAAAGAAGAACCAUGAGCAGCUAACAGGUAAUGAAAAGUAUGAGGGUUACUGUGUGGAGCUGGCUGCAGAGAUCGCCAAGCAUGUGGGCUAUUCCUACAGACUAGAGAUUGUGGGGGACAGAAAGUACGGAGCUAGAGACACAGAGACAAAGAUGUGGAAUGGAAUGGUUGGAGAACUGGUGUAUGGUAAAGCAGAUGUAGCUGUGGCUCCCCUCACCAUCACUUUGGUUAGAGAGGAGGUUAUCGACUUCUCCAAGCCCUUCAUGAGCUUAGGCAUCUCCAUUAUGAUCAAAAAGCCUACCAAGUCCAAGCCAGGUGUCUUUUCCUUCCUGGACCCACUGGCCUAUGAGAUCUGGAUGUGUAUUGUGUUUGCUUACAUCGGCGUGAGUGUGGUUCUUUUCUUGGUGAGUCGCUUCAGUCCGUAUGAGUGGCACGCAGAUGAUGAAGAGGAGGGAACAGAACAGCAAAGCCAGAAUCAGAACCAGUCGCCAUCACCAGAAGCCAAUGAGUCGACAAACCACCACAGUCAGAAUCAGCGAGAAGAGAAGCCAGAGAAGCAACCAGAGCACAACAAUGAGUUUGGGAUCUUCAACAGCCUAUGGUUUUCCCUGGGAGCCUUCAUGCAGCAAGGAUGUGACAUUUCACCAAGAUCUCUCUCCGGUCGCAUAGUUGGAGGUGUGUGGUGGUUCUUCACUCUGAUCAUCAUUUCCUCAUACACAGCCAACCUGGCUGCCUUCCUCACAGUGGAGAGGAUGGUGUCGCCCAUCGAGAGCGCAGAGGAUCUGGCCAAGCAAACAGAUAUUGCCUAUGGGACUCUGGAUGGAGGAUCCACCAAAGAGUUUUUCAAGAGAUCGAAGAUCGCAGUAUUUGAGAAGAUGUGGUCCUACAUGAAGUCUGCAGAGCCUUCUGUUUUUGUGAAGACUACAGAUGAAGGUGUCAUGUGGGUGAGAAAGUCCAAAGGGAAAUAUGCUUAUCUGUUGGAGUCCACUAUGAAUGAGUACAUCGAGCAGCGCAAACCAUGUGAUACCAUGAAGGUGGGAGGGAAUCUGGACUCAAAGGGAUAUGGAGUAGCCACACCUAAAGGAUCUGCCUUAAGAAACCCAGUAAACCUGGCAGUGUUAAAACUGAACGAGCAGGGCCUGUUGGACAAAUUGAAAAACAAAUGGUGGUACGACAAGGGAGAGUGUGGCAGCGGAGGAGGUGAUUCCAAGGAUAAAACCAGUGCUCUGAGCCUCAGUAAUGUGGCUGGAGUUUUCUACAUUCUGAUUGGUGGUCUAGGGCUGGCCAUGCUGGUGGCCCUGGUUGAGUUCUGUUACAAAUCCAGAAUCGAGUCUCAAAGGAUGAAGCAAAUCAUUGAUGCAGCCUUGCUGAGCUCCACAUUGACCAGGAUGGGCAGUGGAGGAGAGAACGGUCGUGUGAUGGCCCAUGACUUCCCUAAAGCGGCACAAACUCUGCCAUGUAUGGGCCAGGCUGCUGCCAUGGGCCUAAGCACCACUGGGAUGUAAAUGGUCAAAAGCAUCUCCAAGAUCCGGGGACAUCAGAAGACACGAGGGCUAAAAACAAACAAUAGAGAGAGUGGGAUAGAAAGUGAGAGAGCAAUGCAGCAUACAACUCACCUGCCACUCAAAUACUGCCAGAUGAAUUCAUUGACAACACACUCUGGACUCCACAAGAAAUUGGAUAAGGAUGGAGGAAAAUUACUUUUCUAAUAACAAGAUGUAGUCAUUUUUCCUGCUUUGGUGCAAUAAGGAGAACAUGUGUGAGGUUUUUGUAUGAAGCAUAAUUUUUGUGUACCUGAGAAAACUAAGAAACAUUUCCCUCACUUUCACAAAUUAAUGACAACUGACCUACGCUGUUUCAUUAUUAUCUUGUUUCCCACAAAAUCACCUCACAACUAAUUAUGAUGCACAUUUAAUUCUCUUUGUUGCUUGCCUUAUGGCAUCAGUAAAGGGAUCAAUGGAAAGGAGGAGGCGAGAACCGGCUUUUCAAUAUAAAUAAUAGUUUAAUUUUAAACUCAAACAAAAGACAAACACACACAUGACGGACAUGUCCGUAAACGAUCUCUCUCUCCCGCACGAUCCUCUGCAGUCGACCUUUAUUCCUCUCAGAGGCUUAAUUAGCCUAAUACGGGACUGGGUGUGUAUCAUGACCCAGCCCCGCACUCCGCCCUGCCACAGCAUCUUUGUUAUUUCUUCUCUGUAAAAAGUGAAUACAGGCAGUUGUUACCUUAAAGGAAUAGUUCACCCAAAAAAUUUUAUUCUAUCAUAAUGUACUCACCCUUAUGUCAUUCCAAAACCGUAUGACUUCUAUUUAACACAAAAGGAAUUUUAAUGAUAUUUUGGCUCGUCUUUUAAAUACAAUGGAAGUUUAUAGCUGAAAACUACGCAAGUAAACAAGCUUCUCUCAUAACACUCAUGAACGUGCAACUGAUGUCAAGAAAUACACUGAAAAACAUCAUUUUGGGUUAUUUCUCACUAAAACAUAUUGUAUGUCUUAAGAAGACUUGUAAUAUGAUGCACAGGCCACAUGGACUACUUUUUGAUACUUUUGGGUCUUUUUUUAAGCUGUAAAUUGAGUCAGCUGCCAUUGUAUUGAAAGCCCAGAGCCGAAAUAUACAAUUGCUAAGGUACUGUAGUGACAACAUUAUUUCACAGAUAUUUCAGUAAAAUUACGGAAAACAUUUUCUUUUAUUGAUGUUCUCCUCAGAAAAAGUGCAAGUGUGCUAUAUCAAAGUGUCCGCUCCAUUGCACAGUCUACAAGUGUCUUCCGUUCGCAAACCCACCUAGGGAAGGAGAAUUUUUCCAUAGGGAGGAAUAGACUGAUUACUAGUCCUGUCAUAGUUAAUGUAGCUCAGAUUCUCAUCCUUUACGGAUGAACACUUUGGAUCAAUCACCUGUUUUCUGUCCAUGCUCACUGAUAGAGUCUGAGAGUUACAAAAGAGAGAGCAAAGAAUACACAAUUCCACUUUUUGUGUUGCGUUUUUAUUGCAUUACUAUUAUUAUUAUUUUUUACACUUCCAGUUGCAGUGGUUUUCAUCUGGUGGGUUGUGACUCAAAAAUAGGAUUACAGAUCUGUUUUGAAGAGAUGUGGACAUCAGGGAACAAAGCAAAUUCUAAAUGCAAAUAAUGCAAUGCAACUAAUCAUAUAAUAGGCUUCUCAACAUCAACUCUAUAGUAUUUUGGCAAAUAUCAAAAUCUGGCUGAUAAUUAUAUUUGGCCCAAUGUUGGUUGAAUGUGUUAGACUGGAAAACUGCUGUUGUUCAAACAUUAUCAGAAUUGCCUGUUUUCCUUUUCAGCCAAUGUAAUGUUAAUAUUUUUUAGAUUAAGGAAUCCACUGCAAAUUACUAAUCUAAUUACUUUACUGAUUAUUUAAUCAAAAACGUAAUCACAUUACUUGUUAUUUUACUUUUACAUUACUUUCUAAAUACAUUUUUAUAGAAAAGUCGUUUUUUUUUUGCUCAACAAAUUCAAAAUAAUGUCUAUAUUUCCUCCUUGUUCACUUUCGCA
Molecule: messenger RNA, 5059 nt
Organism: Xyrauchen texanus (razorback sucker)
Lineage: Eukaryota; Metazoa; Chordata; Actinopteri; Cypriniformes; Catostomidae
Product: glutamate receptor 1-like
Exons: 16
Coding region: 248-3058 (936 amino acids)
Biological process (GO): synaptic transmission, glutamatergic; modulation of chemical synaptic transmission
Cellular component (GO): dendritic spine; postsynaptic membrane; AMPA glutamate receptor complex
Molecular function (GO): AMPA glutamate receptor activity; transmitter-gated monoatomic ion channel activity involved in regulation of postsynaptic membrane potential
Source: RefSeq, a predicted model, not a curated record